This is a messenger RNA of Tremella mesenterica DSM 1558, 838 nucleotides long. RefSeq lists its product as uncharacterized. Gene Ontology annotation, molecular function: NAD(P)HX epimerase activity. The transcript is spliced from 7 exons. The record is from RefSeq and is a predicted model, not a curated record. Gene Ontology annotation, cellular component: mitochondrion. Lineage: Eukaryota; Fungi; Basidiomycota; Tremellomycetes; Tremellales; Tremellaceae. The coding region runs from base 34 to 777 and encodes 247 amino acids.
CUCUCCGAACGCUGCUUCAUAAGAUUGACAACGAUGAGUAUCCGAUAUAUAAGUCAAAAGUUAGCUCAACAGAUAGAUGAAGAACUCAUGUCAUCUAACACUUACGCUUUCUCACUUGAUCAAUUGAUGGAACUUGCUGGAUUAUCAUGUGCUCAAGCUUUAACUAAGAGUUAUCCUGUCAGUUCUCAUAAGAGGGUUAUGGUUUGUUGUGGACCUGGGAAUCAAGGCGGAGAUGGUUUAGUAGCUGCUCGACAUUUACAUAUGUUCCGAUACGAACCAACAAUCUUCCUUCCUAAACCUGGUAAUAAAGAUAUAUACCAACGGCUUCUUAAACAAUGUCAGAAUUUGAAUAUACCGAUUUUGAAAGAAGUUGAGGAAUUUGAGAAAAAAUUGGGGGUUAGUGAUUUGAUUUUGGAUGCUAUAUUUGGAUUCUCGUUCCAACCACCCGUUCGCAAACCUUUCGAUAGAGUCUUGAGAUCAUUAAAGAAUUCCGGUUUACCCAUUGUGUCGGUUGAUAUACCUUCUGGGUGGUCAGUGACGGAUGGUCCUCAACCGUUGUAUACUCAGGAAGAUGAACAAGGCAAAAGCGAGCCUGUGGAAACUAUCGACCCUGAGGUACUUGUGAGUCUCACAGCACCGAAAGAAGGUGUGAAGGGAUAUAAAGGUCGACAUUGGUUAGGAGGACGAUUUGUGCCCGACUCUUUAGCAGAAAAAUACAACUUGAAUCUACCAGAAUACCCAGGGGUGGACCAAGUGGUCGAGUUACCUCGGGCCUAGAUGCACGUCGUGCCAGAAAUGCAGAUCUUUGUGUUGUACUGGGCUAUGUAGAUCUUUCCCU